Molecule: messenger RNA, 6425 nt
Organism: Magallana angulata
Lineage: Eukaryota; Metazoa; Mollusca; Bivalvia; Ostreida; Ostreidae
Product: rabankyrin-5-like
Exons: 26
Coding region: 4-3483 (1159 amino acids)
Cellular component (GO): cytoplasm
Molecular function (GO): protein binding; metal ion binding
Source: RefSeq, a predicted model, not a curated record
AAAAUGGCGGAAGGGGAGGUGGUAAAGCUACAGAAUCACCUCAGUCUGCUGAGAGAGGAGUAUGUCAAGCUCCAGAACCGCUUGGCCGAGGUGGAGAAGAAGUACCAGAUUGCAGUGGCUGCCUCGGGACAGGGAGUGGAUGACAACUUUGUGGCCAGGUUACUCAAAACAGUCUCCGACCUGUUUGACAAAGAAUUGUACAGUGAUUUGACCAUUAGUCUUGAAGGAUCCAGGAAUUUGAGGGGCCAUCGUUUUGUUUUAGCAGCAAGGAGUGACUACUGGGGGGUGGAGGACCUCUCUCAGGUCACCACUUUGGACCUCUCAGAUAUCAAGUAUGAGGUUUCCUAUGCCCUGAUGAAAUGGGUGUACACGGACAGCAUUGACAUUAAGACAGACGAGUUGUUUCUGUUGGAACUUCUGCGUACUGCCACUCGAUUCAAGUUAAAGGUCCUACAAGAAAGGUGUGAGAAUGGACUGAUGUCUUUUGUCAACAUGAAGAAUUGUAUCCGGUUUUAUCAGACAGCUGAGGAAAUUCAGGCAGAGCUUUUAAAGAAUCAUUGUUCAGAACUUAUUUCAAACCACUGGAAUGAUUUUACCAGUGAGGACUUUGAACACAUGCCUGCCCCCCUGCUGUAUCAGAUGUUUAAGACAAAGACCGAGUACCCACUCCACACUGCCAUCCGGGCCAAGCGGGAGGAUGUGGUCUUCCUUUAUCUGAUUGAGUUUGAUGCCCAGCUCCGCGGAAAGUUAGUGGAGAAGCUGAAUGAGGUGGACAACCGGGGUGAUCUCCCCUUGGAUCUAGCACUGAGCACUAAACAGGAGAGCAUUGCCAUGACACUUGUCAAUCAUAAAGUGGACGUCAAUCGCCGUGACAAUGCAGGGAAAUGUCUACUUCACAAGGCUAUCAAAAGAGGUGAUGAGUUCUCUGCCACAUUCCUGAUUCAGCAUCAUGCUGAUGUAAAUCUGACAACUUACCUGGACAAGGAGAGUCCACUUCACAUGGUGGCCAGCUAUAACCCGGAGGUCACUGGGUCAGAGGUCAUGGCUGGGAUGGCCAGGCUAGCACAGAAAAUGAUCGACUUCGAGGCGGAUCCCAACCUACAAGAUGCCUCAGGGAGUACGCCACUUCACUGUGCUGUGUUCAGUAAGAAUGAGCCAGUGUUGAAGAUACUACUGGAUUGUGGGAAGGUCAAGUUUGAGCUGAAGAACUCAGAUGGUCACACCCCUCUCUGGCUGGCUUUACAACAGGGGGAGGAGCUAGGUGGGACAUCAGAACAGGUGUACAGUCCUUCGAGUUUUGCUGCGCAGCUUAUCAGUAAGGGAGCCUCCCCAGAUGCAGUGGAACCAGAGACAGGUGAUUGUCUUUUACAUCUCUGUGCUCAGUGUGGUAACUCAAGGGCAGGAAUAUUUUUAGCCAAACAUGGAGCAAAAGUGAAUCUCACAAACAGUAAGGGAGAGACUCCUUUACAUUUAGCUUGCUUAAAAGGAUUAACUGAAUUAGUAGAAGUUUUAUUAGACAAGGGAGCCAAUCCCAACUCACAGACUCAUACUCCCUCUACUGGACAUCUGGGUCUUGAAGAGGAGACAACUCCUGUAUCACAACAAACACCACUUCACCUUGCCUUGGUCAACAACCAUUCCAGUAUUGUAGAACUCUUUCUUCAACACAAAAUCCAUGCUGCACACAGUGUAGACUCCCUGAAGAUUAUACCAAGCUUCAACAUCAAGGAUUCUGAGGGUCAAACAGUGCUGGGUCUGGCCCUGUGGUCUGGACUCCACGAAGAGGCUGGGCGACUCCUUGGGGCAGGGGCCAACAUCAACGAGAAAAACUCAGAGGGCAUGACCUUACUUCACCAGGCCAUAGAAAAACAGGACACCAGCAGUGCCUUGUUUCUGAUAGAACACAAAGCUGACCUAACCAUUAAAACCAAUGAUUUUGAGACCCCACUGCAGCAUGCUAUACGGCGCCACCUACCAGUAGUUGUAGAUGUCCUCAGUAAAAAGGGAGCCAACUUAAACAUCAAAAACCAAGAGGGAGACUGCCCAUUGUGGCAGGCAUUGGACUCGGGCCAAGAGGACGUCGCUCAAGUUCUGGUAAAGCAUGGUUGUGAUGUAGAUCUGUGGUCGGAGGGUCCAGGGAAAUGUCAACAGACGCUGCUUCACCGGGCCAUUGACGAGAACAAUGAAUCCAUCGCCUGCUUCCUCAUCAAAAAUGGCUGCGAUAAGAACAGUCCACGCCGACCCGGACUGAAUGGAGAGGGAGAGGAUGAGGCAAGGGAUGGGUGUUCCCCACUUCACUUGGCCUGUACCUGGGGCCUGGAGCUGGUGGUACAAUGUCUGAUGGAGUACAACGCUGAUGUCAACACCAAGGAUGCAGAGGGAAAGACUCCUAUCCACAUUGCAAUAGAGAACCAGCAUGCAGUGAUUAUCUCCCUUCUACUGGCUCAUCCAGGAUUAGAUCUGACUAUCAGGGACAGGGCAGGAUUAACUCCCUUUGCUGCUGCUAUGACAACCAAGAACAACAAAGCAGCACAGGCUAUUCUGAACAGGGAACCUAAUGCAGCAGAACAGGUGGAUAACAAGGGGUAUAACUUUCUCCACACUGCCAUACAGAAGAGUGACAUAGAGAGUGUGUUGUUUCUGAUGAGUGUCCAGGCCAAUGUGAACUCCCCCACUCAGGACUCCAAGAAGCUGAUGCCCCUCCACCUGGCCGUGAUGGCUGGCUCCGAGAUGAUCGUCAGGAACUUGUUACUUGCUGGAGCAGAUAUAAAUGCCAGAACCCGACAUGAUGAGACCUCCCUCCAUCUGGCAGCAGAAAGGGACCACGCCUCCAUCUGUUCCAUUCUCCUUGGCAACAAAAUUGACUUUGAUGCUUUGGAUGAGAACCAGAAAAAUGCUCUUCACAUUGCCACUCAGGCGGGAAACAUCAACACUGUGAGAGUGUUACUGACCGAAUCUCGAAUCAACGCUGAAGCUGUCAACGCCAAGGGACAGACUCCUUUGCAUAAUCUUGGUCAGUAUGGGAAAGAGAAUGCAGCAGCCAUGUUUGAACUUUUCCGGGAAACCAUGCCUGACUAUCCACUGGAUAUUCCAGACUCAGAGGGGAAUACUGUGCUGCUCCUAGCCUAUAUGAAUGGUAAUGGUAACCUUUGUCGCAGUCUGGUCAGGGCAGGUGCUCGACUAGGAACCAUGAACAAACAGGGAAUCAGUAUAUUCAAUGCUCCAGUCGCCACAAAACAACUACUCUUUAAACUUUUAGAUAUGUUAUCCUCAGAACCUCCUUGGUCUGAGGGGGAGAUUUGUCUGGAGUGUGGGGUCAAGUUUGGCAUCAAAACCAGAAAACAUCACUGCCGCCAUUGUGGACGAUUACUGUGUUCCAAGUGCUCAGCUAAAGACAUGCCUAUCAUUAAGUAUAACCUGUCCAAACCUGUACGUGUUUGUGAAAUGUGCUUCGAUGUUCUAAGCCUCGGAGGGACGUUUUAAUCGACAUUCAACUUAGUUUUUUCUCUGUUAAUGCUUACAGUAGUCAGUGAUAUAUUUGCUUUGUAAGCUGUACUUUUUUUAUUUGAAAAAAAAAGCAUAAAAAAUUCUCCAGUUAUUGUGGACAAUGUCUGAAUUAGCAUUCGCAUUUAUUUUGACAGCUUAGCAUCAAAAUGAAUUUUUUUUUAUCAAAUGGGAACAAAAUAACCUCUGUAUUAAUUGUACUUCCUUUUUAUUUUGAAUGUAUGUACUGUAGUUUUGGUAGUAGUUGAAAUUCUCUUUUAUGAGACAUGGAGAGAAGCUCUAAGUAUAAAUUUCUAGUAACCAUGUCUUUAUACAUUCUGGGAACAGAUUGAUUUCUUGGGAAUGGACAGCAAAGGUUAAGCGUCGAAGUACUGCUCUUUUUAUUUGGAUGGAGAGAUUAUGUUUCCUUAAACAGUUUUUAAAACAAAAACAAAACACUUUUCAUUUUGAAUUUGUGAACAAUUCUUCCUAAGACACUGUUUUCCAGAUAAAUAUAAUCUUCCAUAUUGGAACUUCCUCACAAAAUAUUGCCCUGGUACACAUAGAUAGGCAUACACUUCUUGUGAUUAAGAAGAAGUCUUUGUAAUUUGAGUACUAAUAAACUGCUCUUUAGCCAUGUCUUCUAGAACUUGUUACAUGUAGAUGCACAAGUGAUACUGUAUGUUCCUAAUUAAACGUGAAGAAUUAAUAUCUGCAUAAAAUCGCGAGAAGCACAUCUGGCAGAUUUUAAAAUCUCACUUUAAUUUUUGGACAGAUGUAAACUACAUAAUUAUGUAAAUGAAACUAGUGCGGUAAAAAUUGGGCAUUCGCAAUUUUAUAUUGCAGUGACUUGAUGCAAAACUGUUGAAUCGCAUUAUUAAGUACUUGCAUAAAAUAAGGAAUCUACAGUUAUCGGUAAUUAGUUACAUGUACUUAUUUCAUCCUCUUACCUUUUGUUUAUAAGCCAAUUAUUUUCUGAGAACUGUAAACCAAUUUUUCUUCACAACAAGUUUAUAUCUUGUAAAACCAGUGAAAAACUAGUUAGAAUGAAAUAAUUUUUAAAGUAACUGUUGAAACCUUCAUUGAUGAUAUCAGGGACUUAUAUACUAAAUAGUUAUGAGAGGUAUGCUUUGUGGCAUUAGAUCUUUUUAAGUUGAGACUCACAAUCCGUGCAAGAUGUUUUGGCAAACAAACAAAAACUCAUUUCCAGAACUAAAACUUGCAUUUGUGGAUCAAAUAAAACUUUCCAUCCAUUAAUGGAUGAAAAACAAAUUUGAUAGAAUCACGCUACUUAUGCUACAUAUAAAGAUGGGAUGAUUGUUUUCAUGAAAUGAAUCCUUUGGAUUUUUUCUGUGUUUGAUUAAUAAAGACAUCAAACCACGAUAUACAAAGAUAGAGUGAAAAUCAAACCAUUUGACCCUUUAUUUGAAAGAAACUAAAAAUAUGACAAGUUGGAAUUGAACUUAUUUACUGGUAAUACUUACUGGUAUAUUAUUAUAAGUUACCUGCAUAUGUUGUCCAUUAGAUAAUAUAAAUAUAUGGUCACCUUAUGGUGUUCAAAUAUCAUAAAAUUACAACCUUAUUACUCUAUUCCUUAUACUCCUUUUUAUUCACUUAUGAAUUACCUCAAAUAUAAGUUGAAGCAUAUCUAGAAUAUAACAGUAUGUAUACUACUUGUAUGGUAAAAUCUGUCUUGGAAGUUGGAUUAAUUCAAACAUGAUGUUUGUAUGUGAACUGUAAAGUUUAAUGUUAGCUUGAUAGUAAUGAAAUGUAAUUUAUUCUGUCAAGUAAGUUCCUGAUUUUAUUUUUGUAAGCUGGAACUUAUAAAUCCUGUAUGUUUUAAUUGUUAUAAUCUCUGUAGGCAUUAUGUAUUAUAUAUAACACUGUUGUUAAUGUAAAUUACAAAGACACAAUUAAUACUAAUUAAUAUCAAUACAAAAUAUUAUAGGUAAAACAGGCAUUACAUAUUAUAUAAAUAGUGCCUGUUUGGGAGGGUAAGAGUUGAAAUUGACACCCCGAGGAAACCAUUGUCAACCGACGCAAAGCGGAGGUUGACAACGGUUUUCGAGGGAUGUCAUUUUCAACUGUUAUCCUCCCAAACAGUCACUAUUUAUUUUAUUAUACUGAAUGUCUUAAUUUUAGAGAAUUUUUAUAUUGCUUUUUUAUAGAAAUGACGUGAAUUCUACUGCGAACCGUACGCGCAUAAUUUACGCGCAUGUAACAAUUCGUUGUGUUACCCGUUGCCAAGUGUGUUGCUAAGGCUGAGGGUAAUAGAACUGAUUAUCAACUGCGUCUUAACCAAUCAGAUUUCAGUAUUUAACAUGAAAGUAAAGAUAAUGGUCAACCUGUUGUAAGUUUAUAGCCAUAUCAGCUACUUAAACUAUUUCUGGACAUCCUAAUCAUACAAUUUGUAAAUAUGCCUAUUACUCUGACGAACCUCUGACUUGCAUAUCUACUCUGUGGUAUACUGCGGGUAAUAGCAAUUGCAAUUUUAAAGCUUAAGUUAGAAGGUUACCUAUAUCUUUCACAACAAUUUUUUGCAAAAAAUUACAUGGCUUUUUUAAAUGACAUUUUAUUUCAAACAGCUAGGUAAUAUUUGAAUAAGUUUACACUUUUAACGUAGUUACAUGGUUGAAAUGACUAUGUGUAUACUACGGCACUAACGGUUGUCAGGGUCUUGGGAGUCAGGUCAAGGUCUGUCAAAAUGAAACUAGAUGAUAGAUCCACUCACAUACUGCUUCAGUAACAAGUGAUGGAGGGUAUCUAAAAUCCGACUGAACGGAUUGACCCAGUCACACACAACUGAGUGACGUUCAGAACAACUUUUAUAUCCUGAAGUACAGGGUCUAUGUGCAAUACCAGGAACUAAUUUUGUUAUAUUUAUUUACAGUUUGUUACUGCUUUUUAAGUACUUGUAAUGCAUUAAAUGUGUCCAAACACAU